UAGUAUCUCCAGUUAGCUUCAUUUACAGAUAGACAAACACCCCAAACACAUGUCAUCUGCUCAUUGUCUUUGGAAAGACUAACUCAACAUGUCUAAUCCGCCGAUAUAUGAUCAAAUUCUUGAGGACAUUAUAGCCUAUGUUUACCACACAGACAUAUCGUCACCACUCGCAUACAAGCGAGCUCGAAUAGCAUUGCUUGAUUCACUCGGAUGUGCAGUUGAGACACUUGCUCAAUCAUCAGAAGCGCGAGCCUUUGUUGGCCCAGUGGUGCCAGGAACAAUAGUUCCGAAUGGCUUCAAACUUCCAGGGACAAGAUUCGUUCUCGAUCCGGUGAAAGGCGCUUUCGAUUUCGGAGCCUUGAUUCGCUAUCUGGAUCAUAAUGAUGCCUACCCCGGUGCAGAAUGGGGUCAUCCUAGCGACAACCUGGGCGCCAUUAUUGCAGUAGCGGAUUGGCUUUCCCGUGCUCAUGCUGCCGGGGACGCCGUCGGAAAAGCAAUUACAGUGAAAGAAGUCCUAACAGCGCAAAUUAAAGCAUACGAAAUCCAGGGUAUCUUUCAGUUGAAAAACGCAUUUAACAAGCAUGGCCUGGACCACACCAUCUUAGUCAAAAUUGCAUCAACAGCAGUAGUAGCGCAUCUGCUAGGACUGAGUGAAGAGCAAGCCCUCAGCGCGCUGAGUCAUGCUUGGAUGGAUGGCCACCCUCUCCGUACAUUUCGCCAGGCGCCUAAUGCAGGACCCAGAAAGGGUUGGGCUGCGGGAGAUGCGUGCAAGCGAGCCGUACAUCUCUGUUUCCUAGCUAAGGCUGGACAGCCCGGGGCGCCUUCAGUGCUUACGGCACCCAAGUGGGGAUUCAAAGACACCCUGUUUGGCGGGGAAGAGCUCAGAAUUCCGAGACCAUUUGGCUCGUUCGUAAUGGAAUAUCAUUUCUUCAAAUUGGUGGUAGCCGAAGCCCACGGUAUAUCUGCUGCCGAAGCUGCAGUUGAACUUGCAGCAAUAUUGAAACAUGCAGGAAAGACGGCAAGUGAUAUUGAAAAAAUGACGAUCCGAACGCAACAAGCAGCAAAGACAAUCAUUGACAAGACGGGCCCUCUGAGGAAUCCCGCGGACCGAGACCACUGUAUUCAGUACAUCGUCGCAGUUUCAUUGAUAAAGGGAUCCUUCAUCGAAGGCGAAGACUACGCAGAUGACAGUCCAUGGGCGUCGGACCCAAGGGUGGAUGAAUUACGAGAAAAGAUUGUUGUCGUGGAAGACGAACAAUUUACUAAAGAUUAUCAUGAUCAAAAGGUGCGAAGUGGGGCAAAUGGACUCAAGGUCGAAUUGAAGUCUGGUGAAGAUAUUCCCGAAAUUGUGGUUGCAUUUCCAAUUGGUCACCCGAAGCAUCCAGAAACACUAGACCUUGUUAAGAAGAAGUUCAAAAAUAAUAUGAGCAAGGGUAAGUUUGAGAGUGUUACAGUGGAAGAAAUGAUGAAAUUGGCGGAAGAGGAUGAUAUCCCGGUUCAUAGUUUCAUCGAUCUUUUCGAGAAAAAGGUGUGAAGAUGUGAAGAUGGGGAGGGAUGGAUUGAUUGAAUUGAAUUGAUUAAAUCAAUGUUGUAUUUUCUAGGGAUUAAAGCACUUACUACGCUCCCAGUUGGAGAUUUAAAAAUAGCUUAAAUUUAACUGAGU
Molecule: messenger RNA, 1663 nt
Organism: Hypoxylon trugodes
Lineage: Eukaryota; Fungi; Ascomycota; Sordariomycetes; Xylariales; Hypoxylaceae
Product: MmgE/PrpD family-domain-containing protein
Exons: 1
Coding region: 89-1534 (481 amino acids)
Molecular function (GO): 2-methylcitrate dehydratase activity; 2 iron, 2 sulfur cluster binding
Source: RefSeq, a predicted model, not a curated record